AUGCAUCUAUUACUCACCUCGACGCUCGCGCUGCUCACUACCACCGCCGCACAAGUCACUUACCAGAACCUUACAGGGACGAUUCUCCGUACGGAUUCAGGCGCAUACGGCCCAGAGAUUGAAGAAUACCAUUAUUACUACGAGCAAUGGCCGAUUGGACUCGCCAUUUCGUCGACCGGUCGCUUCUUUGUAUCGUACACUAGAGGCGAUUAUAGCUUCACUGUUGGCGAAGCCGUGAACAAGACAGCCGAGAUUCCCUAUCCAAGUGCAGACCUCAACCUUCCCGUCAGCCAACUCAACACAUCUUGGAACGGAAUCCAAUUCGGCAGCGGAAACAGCACUGGCUUCAUCUCCGUACAAGCGCUCUACAUAACACCCGAUAAUCCCCGACGGCCAGAAACAUUAUGGCUCGUAGACACCGGCCGGCCAACCAUCAUGGGCGAAGGCGGUUCGCCAGUAAUGCCCUACGCACAACCCGGCGGCCCCAAGAUAAUCGGCAUAAACCUCUCCACCAACUCCAUCUACGCAACUUACACUUUUCCCUCCACCGUCCACUACCCAGACAGCUACAUGAACGACAUCCGCUUCGACCUGCGCCCGCACAUAACUCCCUCGGGCCAAGGAAUCGCGUACAUAGUAGACAGCAGCGACGAAGGGCGCCCCGGCUUCAUCCUACUCGACCUAGGCACAGGUGAAUCCUGGCGCCGACUAACACAGCAUGCCUCCGUGCUGCGUGGGAACCGCGACGUGCCGAGUUACCAAGGCCACCCGUUCUACCAGCGCAGCAUCGGAACACCGAUUCAAACGCUACGCGAGGGCUUGGAUGGAUUGCAGCUUUCGCCCGAUGGGGAGGUGUUGUAUUACAGUCCGCUUACGAGUAAUACGCUAUAUUCGAUUCCGACGGCUAAGCUCCGCGCGAGAGAUACUAGUCCGCUGGCUGAGAUGGCGGCGCAAAGCGCCGUGUCGGAUCUGGGGGGAAGGGGCGGGAAUGCAAAUGGGUUCGAGGGCGAUUCGAAUGGGUUGGUGUAUCAGUUGAUGCCGGAGCAUAAUGCGGUUUACUACUAUGAUCCGGUUACGCUGCUGAAUUAUGCUUUUGUAAGGGACCCGCGGAUUAUUUGGCCCGAUGGCGCGAGUAUUGGGGAGGAUGGGUGGCUGUAUUUGAAUAUCAAUCAGUUGCCGCACCAACCGAACUGGAACUAUGGAUAUGAUGGGAGGAAGCUUCCGGGUGCGGUGUUGAGGGUCCGGCUGCCUGGAGGUGGGAAGAAGAUCACCGGACUGGCAUGA
This is a messenger RNA of Cucurbitaria berberidis CBS 394.84, 1284 nucleotides long. RefSeq lists its product as uncharacterized. Bases 1 to 1284 code for a protein of 427 amino acids. NCBI's taxonomy places the organism in Eukaryota, Fungi, Ascomycota, Dothideomycetes, Pleosporales, Cucurbitariaceae. The record is from RefSeq and is a predicted model, not a curated record. The transcript has 2 exons.